Messenger RNA from Xenopus tropicalis (tropical clawed frog), 6768 nucleotides. It is a transcript of the gene kcnh6, whose product is annotated as potassium channel, voltage gated eag related subfamily H, member 6. The coding region runs from base 614 to 3802 and encodes 1062 amino acids. The transcript has 14 exons. The record is from RefSeq and is a predicted model, not a curated record. Gene Ontology annotation, biological process: potassium ion transmembrane transport; transmembrane transport; monoatomic ion transport. Lineage: Eukaryota; Metazoa; Chordata; Amphibia; Anura; Pipidae. Gene Ontology annotation, cellular component: membrane; plasma membrane. Gene Ontology annotation, molecular function: monoatomic ion channel activity; voltage-gated potassium channel activity.
ACCCACAGAUUACUCCCUGCACGUUCAGCACCACAGAGUGAGGACAGCUCCCACUAUCUUUCCAUUGAUCUGAGUGAGAGGGAGAAGGCUGAGCUGCAGGGAGGGAGAGCGACUCACAGCUAUCAGCUGGCUUCUCCUUCCAUCAAUUGCUCUCCUGAUCCCUGACCUCCUUGGGGACUUGGGAAAGGCUUUUUUUAGGACGUCUGAGAGACUGUCACUGUAGCAGUUGUUGCUGCUGACAACUCUGUUCCUGUGGCACAUGUUUAUGUUGAAGGUAGGGGGAGCAAAUUUGGCAUCUCCUUCCUACUGCCUCUCCCAUCCCUACAAAACUGUCAUCAUCCACCGUCAUUCAGCAGUGCUGCUUGUUACAGAGUACCUGCCAACUUCAUCCGGGUUAAUAUGAGAUUUACAGUCCUUGUGCCACCAAGACGGGAGGUGGGCUCUUGGAUAUUACAAUUGACUCCUUCUGGGGUUCACUGAGUUUGGAGAUCUGGACCUGCUAUGGAGCCUGGAAGAUUUCUCCUUCUUUAAAAGGACUUUUCCCUGUGGUUCUGCCUGCAGGAAUCCUUAACUUUUUCUAGGUUGGCAAGGAGGAAAGAGAGCUAGUUUCAAUAUGCCAGUAAGAAGGGGGCACGUAGCCCCUCAGAACACUUAUCUGGACACCAUCAUACGGAAGUUUGAAGGGCAAAGUCGCAAGUUUCUGAUUGCCAAUGCCCAAAUGGACAACUGUGCCAUUAUUUACUGCAAUGAUGGUUUUUGUGACAUGUUUGGGUACUCAAGGGUGGAAGUCAUGCAGAGACCCUGCACGUGUGACUUUUUGACUGGCCCAGAGACAACAAGCAACAGCAUUACCCAACUCACUGAGGCUCUGCUGGGGUCAGAGGAACGCAAGCUGGAGAUCCUCUACUACAGAAAGGAAGGAUCAUGUCUGCGAUGUUUGGUGGAUGUAGUUCCAGUGAAGAACGAAGAGGGAGAUGUCAUCAUGUUUAUCCUAAACUUCGAGGACCUGGCGCUGCUCCUGGCAAGAAAGGCCAACAGAACUCUUCAUCAGAGACUGACACGAGCUGCCUUCCACUCAGAGAGACCCAAAACAAAGGCCAACUUCCUAAACUCCUCCUCAGAGUCAGACUUCAUGAAGUACAGGACCAUUAGUCAGAUCCCACAGUUCACUCUGAACUUUGUAGAAUUCAACUUAGAGAAACACCGUUCUGCCUCCACCACGGAGAUUGAGAUCGUGGCCCCCAGCAAUGCCUUUGAGAGGACCCAGAAUGUCACUGAGAAAGUCACUCAGGUUCUUUCCUUGGGGGCUGACGUGCUGCCAGAAUACAAGCUGCAGGCGCCGCGGAUUCACCGAUGGACCAUCCUCCAUUACAGCCCUUUCAAAGCAGUGUGGGACUGGCUAAUUCUGCUGCUGGUUAUCUACACCGCUGUCUUCACCCCUUAUUCCGCUGCUUUCCUUCUAAACGACCAGGAGGAAGAGAGCAGCUGGGAGUGUGGCUACUCCUGCAACCCACUCAACAUUGUGGACCUGAUUGUGGACAUUAUGUUCAUUGUGGAUAUUAUCAUAAACUUCCGCACCACCUACGUCAACAUUAAUGAUGAGGUGGUCAGCCACCCGGCUAAGAUUGCCAUCCAUUAUUUCAAAGGCUGGUUCCUCAUAGAUAUGGUGGCAGCUAUACCCUUUGACCUGCUCAUCUACAGGACAGGCUCAGAUGAGACUACCACGCUGAUUGGGCUCCUAAAGACAGCACGACUGUUGCGCUUGGUACGAGUGGCACGGAAGCUAGACCGGUAUUCUGAAUAUGGAGCGGCUGUGUUAUUCCUUCUUAUGUGCACAUUUGCCCUCAUUGCCCAUUGGUUGGCGUGUAUAUGGUAUGCCAUUGGAAAUGUAGAGCGCCCUCUCAUGCAACACAAAAUUGGCUGGCUGGACAAUCUUGCAGCUCAAAUUGGAAAGAGCUACAAUGAUACAGACCUUACUUCGGGGCCUUCCAUCAAAGACAAGUACGUGACUGCCCUUUACUUCACCUUCAGCAGUCUAACCAGUGUUGGAUUUGGCAAUGUCUCUCCCAACACCAACUCAGAGAAGAUCUUCUCUAUCUGUGUCAUGCUGAUUGGAUCUCUCAUGUAUGCUAGCAUCUUUGGGAACGUCUCUGCCAUAAUCCAGCGCCUUUAUUCGGGCACGGCACGAUACCACACUCAGAUGUUGCGUGUGAAGGAGUUUAUACGUUUCCACCAGAUCCCCAACCCACUACGGCAGCGACUGGAAGAGUACUUCCAGCAUGCCUGGUCAUACACCAAUGGAAUUGAUAUGAAUGCGGUGCUGAAAGGAUUCCCCGAGUGCCUCCAAGCAGACAUUUGUCUGCAUCUCAACCGUACACUGCUUCAGCAUUGCAAAGCCUUCCGUGGUGCCACAAAGGGCUGCCUACGGGCACUGGCCAUGAAAUUCAGAACUACACACGCCCCUCCUGGAGACACGCUGGUCCACUACGGAGAUGUGCUGACCAAUCUCUAUUUCAUCUCCCGUGGCUCUAUAGAGAUUCUACGAGAUGACAUUGUGGUGGCAAUUUUGGGAAAGAAUGACAUAUUUGGUGAACCAAUUAACCUGUUUGCCCGUCCUGGAAAGUCAAACGCGGAUGUAAGAGCCUUGACUUAUUGUGACCUUCACAAGAUCCAAAGGGAAGACCUUCUGGAGGUCCUGGAUAUGUAUCCAACCUUCUCUGACAACUUCUGGAGCAACCUGGAGAUCACUUUCAACCUUAGAGAUGCAGACAGCAUCCCCCGAUCCCCAGAAAGUGAAGAGUAUAACUGUACAUACCGCCGCAAUCGCAGGUGCAAACAGCCAGGGCGGCGCCAGAAGAAGAACGGGGUGGAUGAGAUAAAUUCGGACGCGGAACAGUACCAUACGUACUCGGAACUCACUAACCUGCAAAGGCCAACAAGUCGGGAGCAUUGGGAAGAAAUGGCCAGUAGCACCACACCCUGCUCCCAGACCAGUGAUGAGGAGACCAAGCCCCUCAAUUCAGCACCUGUGGACAUACAAGCGGCUGCAGAGAAGCAAGAGUUUAUUCCUGCCGUGGUGAAUUUAGUGACAGCCAAUAUUAGUAGCAGGGAAGGGGGCAGGAAGGUUUUGAACAGUGUGGAGACAUAUUCAGCUGCCCCUAUUGAAGUCCCCAAUUUGUUUAGUUUUUGGGGUGAAAGACACUCAGCGGGAUGCUCAGAGACCCACCAGCACAUUUCACUGGUGCACAAUUCUUUGGAACCCCCACUUAGCCCCGACGACCGACCAGGAGAGCUAGAAUCCCGUCUAGAGCUCCUCCAAGCACAAUUAGAGAGGUUGGAGACUAGGAUGUCCUCAGAUAUUAGUAUCAUUCUGCAACUGCUGCAAAGGCAACUUUCCCAGAUACCCCCUGCAUACAGCCCAGCCUCCCACAGUUCCCAGAAUCUGGGGCUCUAUCAAACAACAUCCAAGAGCCUUGAGCCAGUAAAGAGCAGCCCCUCCAUGUCUGCAGAGUCCCCCGUAUUUCCUCUUCAGAGCCCUUGUCUGACUGACUACAAUGACGUGGAGCCUCUGAGUAUUAAACCCAACACUUUAAAUCUCCACACUGGUUCCCAAGAAACCUCAAGUUCCCCCCCAGGGAAUGGACAUCCCCAAGCCCAUGUUGGUCAAGCCCUGGGAAACACUUCACAGCCAAUGCUUGGAGGCUUCCGAUUUCCUUCUCUCCCUGAGCACUUGGAAUGCCCCGUUUCUCCAGAUCAGGAAUUUCAAAGACACCUUUCAGACCCAGGUCUUCCAGGAAGUUAGGGCCCCGUGAAGCUGGAUACUGAAGGAAAGUUUUCCCUUGUGCUGGGGCAAGGGGGGAGAGAAAAGUUAAAUCUCACCAUGAAAUUAACCCCCCCCCCCCACCCUACUGUCCCAACUACCAACAGUCUAUGCAUAGAAUAGAAUAUUGUUAAAGGAUGAUGAAGAAGGAUGGAAGAAAACACUCCCACCUACUCACUGAUAUGUUAGGUCCCUACGGUGUGAAAGGCACUAGACUGAAUGGUCUCAGCUCCUGGCAAACGCCAUAACAAUCAGCCAAUGGCCAGUACGGAGAUCCUGCUGCAGAUAAAGGCAUUCCGUUGUGUUUUGCACCAUACAGGGACAAUCCUAUUAAAAUAAUAUGUAACAUGACAUAAUAUUGCAUUUAUAGAUUAUAUAUAUUUAUGAGAAUAUUUCUUUGCUACUUGGAAAUCUAAUAUAUGUGUAACUGCAUGUUUGGAGAAAGGAAAGAUAAAGCCAUAUGUUCUUUUGCCUUCAUUGCGCUCACUGUCAGGUUAGUAUGCCUGGCUGUCAUGGGUUGGGCUGCUGUCUCACCCCUUUAAGAGUGAACACAUACAGAAUGCAUUUGUAUGGCUAAUGGGCAGUUCAAUUGGAUACAAGCUGCAGUUGUUUAUGUGCAGCCAUACAGUCACAUGAACUUUAUGUUUCUGUAUUGAUACAUGUAUUCUGUAUCGUGCAAGAUGUAGAUUCAGUGUAUGUGUCUGGUUUGAGGGGGGCAAGAUGGCAACCUGAGCCAGGAUGAAUCAUGGUACUUCUUAUACAGUUUUAGCCUAAUAGCUGGGUUUGCUACACUUUCAGCAGAGCUGCUAUGUGUAAUUUCCACCGGUCAUUUUCAUAUUGUCUUUGAACAAUUUUAGAGACAGAGGGGCUUUUUGAAACUUGUAUUUACUUUCUGUCAGCUCAGGGGUUACUUCCUUUUCAUCUGAGCUCUUCCUGUAUAGGCUGUUUGCUGGUGCCUGCUGGGAGGGUAAGGAAAAGCACCCCCUAGCAUAGCACAGAUUGGCUUAUAAACUGUCAGCCCCCUACACUUAUACCCUGGGUCAUUUUUGUGAAACUGUAAGAGGGGGGCUUCUAGCCAAAAGACUGGGCAGUGCUUGGGUAAAGAGAAGCUUCUCCAUUCCUUACGCAACCUAAGGCUAAUGUCCCCUUAAGAGAUUUUGUUCUCCUUCAGGAAGAAACUUUGCGCGACUUCGGAAAACCAAAGUGAUGCAUAGGCCAUUCCGCCGUCGCCCGUGAUAGCAGAGAUCUAUCGCAGGGAACUAAAUCUCUUUGUGGGACAUCAGCCUUACACAGAUAGGCAGGCACUGGCAGCAGUCUAUGCAGGGAGGUAUUGCCCCUGUAGGCUGUAGACAAUAUUCAGCUGUAUAAUCACAAUAUACUGUAUAAUCACAUGACCAAACACACACCUGGAAUUAUGAGGGCCAUUCAGUUGGUUGCACUGCAGCCACAGUACAUAAACAAUUGUACCAGUUCAGCUGAGGCACAUGAUAAAUACCACCUUCCUUCUAUAGACAGAGAUAGCCCAUGUCUGUAGGCUCUGAUCCAAUUGCACCUCCAACCAAUCUCUCUCCAACUGCAUUUGACCUGUGCUGUGACGUCAAUGCUGUAAAUACCAGGUGUUACCAGUGUUAUAAUAUGUCUCUACCGUGGACUAGUUUGCAGCCAAGGGGGCAAAGCCCGUCUUCACUUAGCAUGAUCGGCAUCAUGGAUAGGAACUUACCAUGUCCCCGCCAUUUAAAUGUAUCUUGCAGAAAUCCAGUGUUGGCAGUACAUCACCAUUGGUUCUGACUGCAGAAUACACCUAAGACAAUCCAUGCAGCUCCCAUGGCCAAUAUUAAAUGCAGUAACAGAUAUCCUCUUUUACCAAUCUAUGGUACAUACCAUUCAAAUGGUUUUAGAGAGGUGAGCAUGGCUCGGCAGAGGCUGUUCUCCUCAGGCACCAGUAUAAAGAGUGCUUUGUUGCAUCUGUAGGUGGAAAGGCUGGGUAUAAUGGUAAUUUCAGCCCCAGUGCACACCUGGUCUUGAAGCCACACAUUUAGUGGUUCUGGGUUUGUUGCCAGCCUUCCAUGGUUAUCCAAGUCUCCACCUAGAGGGCCAGAGAGGAUCAAUGCCACCCAAAUGAGUUCCAUACUCUUAAGAGAAGUUGCAAAGCUUUGACAGUGCAAUAAACCAUACCUUAGAGUGCCAUCUGAAGGCUAAAGGUGGUUCAGAAAAUAUCCUGUGCACUGGGUUCAUUUCCAGACAGCCACGCUCCCUUAUCCUGUGAGAGGGCUGCCAUACUGCUUGUACUCUGUAGAUACCGACUGACCAAUCCCACUUCAGUGCUGAAAAGCAAACCUGCUUAGGAAGAUGGACAUCAUGACAUGGGUGAAAACCUUCACAUUUUAGGAUAUGAAUCAAAGGGGGGGACAAUAAUGGAUAGAAUCUGGGAUUUUCACAGUUUGCAGUUUAGACCCUGUAAGGCUUGCCUCUAAUUACAUGGAUUUCCCAUACAUCAUCAAAAAACCCCUUCCUGCACUGCUUCCUAGCAUUUCCCUUCACUGGGCAUCAGAUACAUCACGUAAUGAUACUGGUCCCCGGCUGCUGCUACCCGGAUCCGUACUGGAAUAAAGUUUAGUAGUCAAAUUUGUGGGUUUUACAUUUAAAGCACAAAAAAAGGAGAGGGGUGUCUGACUGAAUGUCUGCAGAAUGUUGGACUGACACUAUACAGUGUGUUGGGAUGAUAGUGAUACCACAGAGCGCCAAUAACAGCUCCCAGAAUGCAUUGCUUUUGUGAUUGUGCCAUCUUUAUGACUGUAGCAACUUCAGGCUGCAGCAGCUGCUGCUUGUUCACAUGGUUUUAUUCACUCACAGACAAACCCACAUUAUAGAAAAACUGUGAAACUUUUAUUUUGGAGUUUUAGAGAUGAAAACAUCUGUAAUAAACAUGCAUUUUUUGCCAAACUGAA